Sphaeroforma arctica JP610 is the source of this 516-nucleotide messenger RNA. RefSeq lists its product as hypothetical. NCBI's taxonomy places the organism in Eukaryota, Ichthyosporea, Ichthyophonida. Bases 1 to 516 code for a protein of 171 amino acids. The record is from RefSeq and is a predicted model, not a curated record. The transcript has a single exon.
AUGUUCAACUUUAUGACCCUAGAAGCCUGCCUGGCAAUUUUCCUCUGUGCAGUAGGGAUGAGUAUCGUGUAUAUGAUUCGUGCACGCGGUGGUCGCAAGCAGCUCUCAGUGACCUGGCAGAGCAUUCUGCCCAAAACAGCUUCCGGCGCAGUGGCACAGCUGCCUGCCAAAUUCUUCGAUGAUCAGUCCUGUGUUCUUCAGAUCGAAGAAAAAAUGGUGCAUGUUACAAUUAAGUACGAGGAUGCGGUGAGCGAGCUCCGACUGUUGAGAGAGGCGGACACAAAAAAACUGCAGCGGAUGAAUGCGGAACUGGAGGAGACUAAGUUGAAAUACAAAUCAGCUUAUGAUGAGGGUAUGGCUAAACGCGAAGAAGUACAAAUGGCUAAAAUAAAGCUCAGCGAUUACAUGGCGGAGAAGGACAAAUACCUCCAAGAUUUGGUAGAAGAAGGAGAGCGUCAGUUGGGAAUAAAUGAUCAACUGAGGGGGAAGGCGAAGAUGUAUGGUAUUGAAGUGUGA